Molecule: messenger RNA, 1748 nt
Organism: Perkinsus marinus ATCC 50983
Lineage: Eukaryota; Perkinsozoa; Perkinsida; Perkinsidae
Product: UDP-N-acetyl-D-galactosamine:polypeptide N-acetylgalactosaminyltransferase T2, putative
Exons: 9
Coding region: 1-1515 (504 amino acids)
Cellular component (GO): Golgi apparatus
Source: RefSeq, a predicted model, not a curated record
AUGAUGAACUCAGGUACGACGAUAGUAAUUCCAGCGAGAUUCGAAGCUGAUUAUUUGGUGAAGACUAUUUACUAUACUUUCCUCUACACUGAACCAGAGUUGUUGGCCGAAAUUCUCGUGGUUGAUGAUAACUCUGAAGAUCCCCUAGAGCCUCUAGUAGUGCAGUCUUUUGAUAAGGGUGGUGUGUUAGAGGAUCUCACACCGGAGCAAAAGGGAAAAAUACGUAUACUACGGCUACCAGAACGGGAGGGAUUAAUACGGGCGAAGAUUAUUGGAGCUGAUUCUGCUAGGGGUACAUACAUACUGUUCUUGGAUGGUCAUUGCAGAGUGGUGCCGGGCUAUAUGCAAUCUAUGAUAAACAUGAUAGCUAACAAUGGGUAUAAGACUAUAGUAACUCCUAUUGUUACUGAUGUUAAUGGUACUACGUGGGAGCACAGAUCGAUGGACGGUGGGUCUAAGAUGAUGUUUGAAUGGAACUUUGAGUUUUAUUGGUUUGAUGAUAACAACGAUGAGGUGCCGAUAGCAGUGGGUGGUAUACAGCUGAUGACUAAACGCUGGUGGACUGAGUCUGGAGGAUACGACCAAGGUAUGUUGGACUGGGGUGGCGAGAAUAUAGAGCAGUCGCUGCGUGUAUGGAUGUGUGGAGGGAAGAUAUUGGUGGAUCGCGAGGCUAAGAUUGGGCACAUUUUCGAGAGACCGGCACCGAAAAACAAGGUUCGAAGUGGACAGGUUCAGCGUAAUCACGCUCGAGCCGGUUUCCUAUAUCUCGAUGAUAAGCUGGAUUGGUUUAUGGAUCAUCAUGGCGCUGCUGCAUAUGAGAUGACUCAUAACCAGAUGGGGCCUCAUAUAGGCGAUAGGCUUGCUGUACGGCAUAGUUUACAAUGCCAAUCUUUCGAGGAAGGCUUCAUGGAACGUUUCUGGUCGGUUUUCGAGAACCAAGGUCUGCUCCUUGAUAAAAUGCAUGCUAUACGUCAUAUACAGAGUGGCUUGUGCUUAGCAUUGAUCAGAACUACUAAGGACUCCAAUGUGAAGGACGAGAAUGCACAGGUGGAGCUGAGAUAUAUGCCUUGCGAGCCUCACGACACACGGAUGAUAUGGACUAGGACACAUGCUGGUACUAGAGUGUAUAAUAAGAGGUAUAAUCGGUGUCUUGAUCGCGGGAAUAAGCCCUUCGGUCGGGCCCAGCUGGUGGUGUAUGGCUGCGAUGAGCAUCAGAGUAACGGCAAUCAGCGUUGGUAUUGGGACGGGGGCCGCAUUUACAGUCCGAAUCGUCCGAUUUCAUCGUUCCGAGCACAGGCUGUGAAAGUUGAUGAGAAUAGUAAGGAAACUCUGUGUAUGCUGGGACCGCAAGCAGAUGGAAAGCAGUUAGAGGUGCCUCCCGAACAGGAAUCUAAGGGAGAUGAUCUUGUUAAGGAGGCGAACAAGUACCCGCUGGUUUACAUAGAGCCGUGCCGGGCCAGGCCAGAAGCUGGUCAGCGGGUUUCAGCGGACCCUUUUGAGUUCGAGAGCAUUUGAAGUGCAGUACUUGUUCAUUUUUCCGAGGAUAUGUAUUCAGCAAAGAAGGUUUCGGUAGAUAUGAAGUGAGUGAUUGUUCAAUUCGGUAGCAGUUGAAGAGUUAGAAGCGUCCCGACGGAGAUUUGAACCCGGGUUCAUUUUCGUGAGUAACUAUAUCCUUGCUUGUUUUCAAUCUUCUACCGUUACUGACUGAAUGCAUUUCAAAUAGUAGCAUCACUAUUAUGUCCAGUUAG